AUGAGGGUAGAUAGAGGAGUGUACACUUUAAGAGGAUGGUUAGCUUUUGUGGCCUUUUUAGAUUUUGCUCAAGCUCUUCGUUCUUGGCUCGACAAGGACGUAUUCUUGGGGUCUUAUUACAGCAAUCAAAAUUUCUCUAUCAGCAAUGAAGACAAUCAAAGAUUACCUGUACCAUCUUCAACUGCAAGGCUCUUAAUAGUGUACUCAGUUCAAAAUGGAAGCAUUCUUUUACUGAGUGCCUUUUGCAUUCACCACUGGUCGAUGGCAGUAAUGGCAAUGUUUUCACUCUUGCUGAAAAUGACAUACCUGAUACUUGAAGCACUGAAAUUCAAAAGCUCUGCAUUCAAUUUUCAUAUAAUUUUCCCAGUCAUGGUAGAUGGUAUCACUCUGGUUGCUCUAUCAUUUUCUCCAAGAUUACUAAAGAAAGAGAUGUUGAAUUACCAAGAAAAUGAAGAGAUCUUGAAACUGUGCAAUGGUAAACCCAUCUACCUACCACCAAAGAAGAAACGUACCUGAAUGAGUCCAACUAAAACUAAAUAAUCUAGUCAACAUCAUGUGAUAACCGUCAGAUGAUUGUGUAAUGGAAGCGUGUUUUAACCGUU
This is a messenger RNA of Daphnia magna, 602 nucleotides long. RefSeq lists its product as uncharacterized. The coding region runs from base 1 to 516 and encodes 171 amino acids. NCBI's taxonomy places the organism in Eukaryota, Metazoa, Arthropoda, Branchiopoda, Diplostraca, Daphniidae. The record is from RefSeq and is a predicted model, not a curated record. The transcript has 5 exons. Gene Ontology annotation, cellular component: endoplasmic reticulum; membrane. Gene Ontology annotation, molecular function: protein-macromolecule adaptor activity.